Molecule: messenger RNA, 3166 nt
Organism: Trachymyrmex septentrionalis
Lineage: Eukaryota; Metazoa; Arthropoda; Insecta; Hymenoptera; Formicidae
Gene: psidin
Product: N-alpha-acetyltransferase 25, NatB auxiliary subunit
Exons: 10
Coding region: 201-2927 (908 amino acids)
Biological process (GO): N-terminal peptidyl-methionine acetylation
Cellular component (GO): NatB complex; cytoplasm
Molecular function (GO): protein binding; protein-N-terminal amino-acid acetyltransferase activity
Source: RefSeq, a predicted model, not a curated record
UAUGGAGAGAGGGAUAAGAUUAAAAAUAUUUUUGUGAAAUAGCGUGUUCUGUCAUAUCGAGGCCGAUCUGAUGCGUGAAAGACGAUCGUAAAAAUAUCUCGGUGACUCGGAAUUAUCUGUAAUCGUCGAAGAUGCAUCGAGGUGAUUGGGAAUCGUGUGUUUCUCUGGUUUGUUGAUUUUAUGAUACCGCAUAAAGUAUCAUGGCGUCCAAGGGCCAUGUGGACAACACAGUGAAUGAACGUCGGCUGCGACCGAUUUACGACUGGUUGGAUAAUGGGAACAACAAAAAGGCCUUACAGGAGGCUGACAAGGUUCUAAAGAAGCACCCGACUAACCAAUGCGCUAGAGUACUCAAGGCUCUGGCCUUGUUGCGUAUGGGCAAAGAAAAUGAGUGUCAGGUCAUUAUGGAUAAAGUACGGUCCGAGGUACCUUGUGAGGAUUCCACCUUACAAGCAAUGAGCAUCUGUUACAGAGAGAUACAUCAACCAGACAAAGUCAGCGAGCUUUACGAGGCCGCUGCUAAGGCUGAUCCAAACAACGAAGAGCUCCUGACGCAUCUCUUCAUGUCAUACGUUCGCCUCGGCGAUUAUAAAAAACAACAACAAACUGCUCUUAAUUUAUAUAAACUGACUCAUAAAAACCCAUAUUAUUUUUGGGCCGUUAUGAGUAUAGUAAUGCAAGCUAUUCAUGCUGAUCAGAAAUUAGCGAAAGGAGUUAUCUUGCCUUUGGCAGAAAGAAUGGUCCUAAAACUAGUGAGAGAGGGAAAGAUAGAAGCGGAACAGGAGGUGCAACUUUAUCUGAUGAUUUUAGAAUUGCAAGACAAAAAUGAAGAAAUAUUAAAUGUACUGUCUAGUCCUUUAGCUUCAUAUGUUUCAUAUGUACCUCAACGAAAGGCUACAUGUUUAUUGAAGCUAGAAUGUUUUCCUGAAGCUGCUAACGCAUAUCGCGCUCUUAUUGAAGAGAACAUCGACAAUUGGGCUUUUUAUCAAAAUUAUCUUUCGGCGGCCUUAAAGUUUCAACGUCUGACAGAAUGCUUGGAUUUUUUUAAUCAUAUUAUUAAUAUGUCCGAGAAGAAAAUUCGCGCGCCAUACUUGGCCCGCUUAGAAUUAUUGAAGCGAUGUCAGACUGAGGAUCUGCAAUGUAGUAUGACUUCUAUGAAUUUUAUGCAUCAAUAUUUUUCUCAAUUUGGAGAAAAAGGAUGCGUAGUUGGAGAUUUACGAUUGUAUUUAAACCUACUCACACCCAAGUCCAAGUUCGAAUUAUUUGAAAAGAUUGAGGAAGAUAUUGGUAUUGCACCAAACGAGUUUCCAACUACAGUACAACAAAUGCAGAGGCAUAUUCAUUUGGAGCAAUUACGGCGUAUUUGUGGCUUCCAUCAUCCUCCCUUGGCAGAUAGAGAUAAACAAAAACAAUUGAUAAAGCGAUUAUGUGAUUUGUAUGAGAAAGGCAAUGAAUUGUGUCCAAUGCAAGAUAGAUUGCCAACUGAUUUUUGUCCAGCAGAUCCAUACAUUCUAUUAGCUACGCAUUUAUUACAUCAAUUAUGGGUUGAUACUAAUGAUGCAUCUUUUCUUUAUAGGGCAAUGUCAUUAUUGGAACAUGGUCUUCAGUCGAGUCCUGUAAAUUUUCACAUCAAAAUUUUGCUUGUGCGUAUUUACUUGGAAGCUGGUUUAGUGGUUGCAGCUGAUCAUGCAUUUACAUCACUUGAUGUAAAACACCUUCAAUUAGAUUCACUAGGUUAUCUUUAUGCGCCGCUUCUCGCGCCUCUCGGUAACUUGCCUCUGGCCUCCACAACUCUUGAUCAUACAGCGAAAUUUUUCAUAGCCAACUAUAAGGAUAGUGCGGAUCACUUAACACUUGCGUACAAAUAUGGAAGUUUUAUAAAAAUUCAAGAUUUUGUGGAGUUAAGGGAACGCCUAGAAAAUUCAUUUCAUUUUGUUAUGACAACUGUAGAUAAAAUGCUCCUCGAUUUGUGUUGGGCUGACAGUACUGCCUCUUUGUUCUCUACAUUGAAUAUACAUAUGCAUAUGCCAUGCAUACAACCUCAUCUCGAUCCGAUUAAAUUGGCAUCUUUGCGAGAUAAUCGUGAUUUGGAGGUUGUUCGCGGAUGGGAACCAAUUAAUCAGAACGAGGAUGAUCCGAGAAUGCAGGAGGAGACACGCAUAUGUAUGUUAAAAUUACUUUUGGCGAGAAAUGCCAUAUUGCGCAUUUUAGCAGCGAGUGCCGGAUCAUCAUCUAUUUAUCUUUCUCAAAUAUCUGACGAGCUUAAAGAAUUAGCAGAAGAAACUAUACCGAAUAUAUUACAAAAAUUUGGCACAGAUGGAAAACGGACCAGACCGUGCAAAAUAUUGGUUCCAUUUGAUGCUGUAGAAAGAUUGCGCGAAGCUUAUCAUUCUGAGCAAUUAAGGACUAUAGCGUGCCUUGCAAAAUCACUUUCUUACUCUCAUUGUCCGGACUUGGAUUGUAUACAAAUGUUACGAACGACUCCUUGUUUACAGACAUUACCUAUUCCUGAACGAGAUAUACCUGUAUCUUUUAAAAACUUCUUACUCAGAGCUUCAACUUGUAGCGAAUCUUUAGCGAUUAUUAGCGCUAUAUGCAGUGCAUAUGCGAUACAAUCGGAGCCACGCGCACAAUCACAAAAGAAAAAUAAGAAGAAAUAUAAUAAAAAAAUCGAAUCAAAUAUGAUAAACGAGACCAAUGAGACCAAGGUUUGGCGAGAAGUAGCUGUGUUACUAUCAGAGAGAGUCGAAAAUUUAGAUGCGGUCCUAACUGAAUUUGAAAAAUAUGAGUUAUACACAGGAUUGGAUGAGAAUGAUGUAUGUGUCACUAUUAUAAAACGCGGACAAGCGAGUCUCCGACAAAGUUGCAGAGCCCUCAAAUCUCGCACUCAGCCCAUAUUAAGGCUUUUAAGCAAUUUAAAGAGCUGAAAUUAUUCGACAGUAUAUUUGUACAAAGAACAAUUAUAUCCGUCUACUUUUCAUAAUUUUCAAAAAAUGACUUGAGAGUUCUGUACAUAAUUCUUAGUCUCAAUUCAAUUAUAAAUAAUGAAUGAAUGAUUUAAUGCUGUUUAAAAUACCUGAGCCUACUUUCAUUUUUAUGAAAAAUACUGUGCAGUCAUUUGAAUACACUGCCAUUUGAUCAGCUUACAACUAACACAUUCUUUUAA